Messenger RNA from Megalopta genalis, 8396 nucleotides. Its product is annotated as facilitated trehalose transporter Tret1. Gene Ontology annotation, cellular component: membrane. The record is from RefSeq and is a predicted model, not a curated record. Gene Ontology annotation, molecular function: transmembrane transporter activity. NCBI's taxonomy places the organism in Eukaryota, Metazoa, Arthropoda, Insecta, Hymenoptera, Halictidae. Gene Ontology annotation, biological process: transmembrane transport.
CGGGUGUAUGUCCCGCUCGUCGCGGGCUUAGACCGACCGACGCGCGAAACAACGGGAACAGCCAGCGAGAUUCGGCGCGUUCACCUCGCUCGAACCAGCCCACCGCGGGGUUAUCGGCGUGCUAUAGGGUUCACGCGUGUUCAGCCCUCCCGUGGAAACCGGAUUCGGUACUGCACGGCAGUUUCGAGGCCCUCGGACCGGGUAACAAAUCGAUUCAGUGGCGUGAAAGAUCCGAGCCGAGCCUCCUUUUCUAUAAUUCGACCGAUCCGAAGCGGACGAUCUUUCGUGGGACGCGUUGCCUAUCGCGCGAUAAGUGACUCGUGAUGACAGGAUUAUUCCCUAAGAAAAGAUGCUCGAACUCGAGGACGACGGGCCACCGAUGCACGAGAUAACCGAGGGACUCCGGCAGACUUCGGCCGCGAGAGACGCGGUCGUCAUCGAUUAAUUAAGCGGCAGUCGAGUGGACAAAAAUUACAUCAAGGUUGGGAGAACGCAGGCUGUUUCCGGGUGACGCCGCGAGGAAGAUUGAUUGCGUUAAAGUGGAACUGGUGCACGAUCCUCCUCGUUCCCGCAGCCGAUCGGGCUGCGUUUCCAGCCCGCGAAUCAAUUCUCUGCGCGACACCGUUGUGUGCCGGUCGAGGGAGUAACAAUUAUCUCCCGGUGUCCCCGGGAUGGAAUUCCGCAGGAUCUCUGCGAGUCCUGAGGGCCGGAUCAGCAGAUAACGGGUGCCCCGAGGAGCUUUCUCUUCCGGUGACCCUGCGGUCGGGAAAAAAUCGAUGGGAACCAGUUCCCUUUCUCUUCGUCAGCUGCGGGACCCAGUCGCUUGUCACGAAAAUCGCCUCUCUCGCUCUCCGGGAGUCAUCCGAUGCCUCGGACACGGUUCGCCGAAUAACAGAAUCCUUUUAACGCGUUGAACCCAGGGAUCGCUGUAACCUGGAGCAAGCAAGGCGGCCGAGACUUCAGCAUGCGUCCGCAGCGAACAAUCGAUCGCAGCUUCGACAAUAAUUGGCAAAGCCGAUGCGGCAGCCUCCUCCUCGGCGUCUAAACUGCUGCUCGCUCCUUGGUAAUGCACCGUGAAACGGUCGCUGCGUGCUCCAAGAUCCCGGCUGAUUGUCUCGAGCAUGAAAGGCACGCGUGACUCCUGAGCAAACCAGGUCGAUGUUCCAGCUGCCCGGCUAAUUAAUACUUGCUAGACGCUGACAUACCGCGAGGAAUGAUCGGUGUCCCGACGUCGGCUCGCGCGAUCUCUGUUCCCGGAAGCUCGCUCGCGAAACAGGAACCGGCCGUUCACCAGUCUUUUUUACGGGCGAGCCAUGGUGUCCAGUGACGCGGUCGUUCAUCAGUGUCGGCGGAAGGUAGCUCGAAGAGAGCAGAAUGCCUGGUCCUAGGAUCGAAGAAGUUGUAAAUAGUUGUUAUGGUCUAUGGCGAGAGCUUGUCCCGAUUCCUCGGAGAAUAGGAAAUCUGAUUUAAUCGUCUCUGGAAAUUGACGCGAUCCCUGCAAACGGAUUUUUAUACGUUCCACGGUGACAGCUACUCUCGGAUCUACUUUGUUACGCGCGCCGACGAAACUCUGUCGUACCCGUUAAACGAAACUUCUUCGUCCAACGUUACCUAUGUUAGAAACAUAUAAACAAGGGGCAGGUGUUCUCCUCGCGGAAGGGAAGAAUGGUUAACACGAUCUGACAAUACGGGGAGCCAGACGAUCGUCGCCACAGAGCCGUCCGGGGUCGGAACGUGUGUCGAACAUGCAUGGUUUUAGUAGGUCACCUCGGGGGGAGAAGAAAGUUCAUAACUCCGGAACUUGAGGAAGCUCUGCAUCAGCGAGUGCGCCGGACGGAAAGCGUAAACAACAUUUUGGAAAUUCAUUCGUUCCCAUCGGAGCAGCGGGGAAACGUCGGCGGGAGAUAUUCGCUCGGAUGGAUGAAGUUUCCAGGGAGGACCGAUUUAAAGAGGACGCCUUUGAACGACCCGGACAAUAAGUAUUGUGACGAUGUUGGAAUAUCGACGACGCGAUCGCGCCGGGAUUUAUAGAAGACAAUUUUUCCCAUCGCCUCGACUCGAGAAUAAAUGUUAAGAGAGCAUGAGCGUUGGGAAAUCGGCGAUCAAUUUGCUCGCGCCAUCAGAGAUAUUGUGAAUUGAUACGUCGAAGAGGAUUCCGUUAAUAAAGACGGAUGAAUAAUACCGAGAUGUCGGAGGACUGACGGAUUUCAUGGAGGUCGCAUAAGUGGAUUUCAGGAUCCAGACAAUAAAACGACGCUGCUUUCUUUUCGCCACCUCGCGAAGUAACAUGUUCCAUGACCGAAGAGAUGACGGCGAACCGACAAUACUGUAGUUUGCAUAUUUCUCUGCAAAUGCAAUGCGAGAUUGUCUGUAUGAACAGAGUAUAAUGGACGGGUAACGUAGUUUCUUUCGCGACUGAAUGGAAAAAUAAAUCUCCUGAGAGAGCGAAUGAUGAAGCGGCGAUAAAUCAGUUCGCGCGCAUUCUGGUGAAAGUUCGGAGUGGAAUCAAGCAUUCGUUGUGACAAUAAAAUCCUGAACUCCGAAACACAGCGAUGAAAAGUCGGGUUGCGCGAUUUCGAGCGUGAUUGGAUUAAUCACAUAGCAAGCUUCUGCGAAAGAUUCUUUUCCGCUAAUAAAUCAGGAAAUAUUAACAAAAUCGUACCUUGAAAAGACUGUUAUAAUUAUGUUAACUCUGAGUCUAAAAUUAUGAGUUUGCAACUGAAUCUUGUAAAGAUUGCACCAUAAAUCGGUUUAUAUCUAUGUUCCCAGUGAAGGUUCGAAGUGGACUGAGAAUUUAGUCGGACAAAAAUAUAUAUAAAAUAAUCUCGAGAAUAUCAUAUUUUGCAAAUAAAUAUUCUGAAAUCGUAUCUUAAGAAAUCGGCGAUAGAUCGGUGAUAAAUCGAUGAUAAAUCGGUGAUAGAUCAGUGAUAGAUCGGUGAUAAAUCGGACAAUAAGUUCCAAGUGAAGAUUUGAAGUGAAACGAAACAUUGGUGACCCGCUUUCUCUAGCACCGAUGGAAGCCAAAAUGGAAAAAUAAAUAUCGGAAAACGUUGUAUUAUACCUUGAAAAAUCGGUGAUAAAUCGGUUCGUAUGUUCCAAGCGUAAUUGAAAAUAUCUCGAGAACGCGUCGAGAUAAGGAAAUGAACGGGCAAGUGCUUCGGGAGGGGAAGCGCUGAAAAACCGCUGCUGAAUUAAUUCGCAGGUUCUCGGUGAAGGUUCAAAGUGCAAUGGAAUCGUUGCGGCGUCACCUUCCGAGUGAACUCUGACGCGGAUAGGAGGGUGGGUGGUGCGUCUUGUCGAAACCGGGGCGAGGUGAUUAAUCGGCACUGCGGAUACGUCGGCGAGUCGACGCGACCGGAAUCGUCCGCGUGAUUCUCAUCUGCUUAGACCUUCCUUCGCUGCAGACGAAGAGCUCGCACACGGCCGAUGAGGAGGAGACCCGAGGCCGAGAAGAAAAUCUAAAGUGGAACCGCGACGACGGGGAGGCGAGCCAGCAACGACCUAGAUGCGCGACGCAAGAAAGAAGUAGGAAACGACAAUAAUUAGGAGAGAUUAACUGCAGGCACGACAAUAAACACGUAAGACUGACGGGAAUCGAUUAGUCGUCGGAGAUAGAGAAGGAAACCGGCAAAAGUGCUGGAAAAGGAGGUCUGCUGAAACAAAACGAGCAACAAAGAGAGAGAAACUAGAGGAGUAGCGAAGAGCGUCGAUGAAGAGGAUCGUACAAAAUAUAUUUUCGUCGAGCGUUUUCACGGCUUUUUUUUGUGAGACGGGAAUCAUCGGCCCCUAUCGAACGGAUGUAAAGUAGAUUGUGAUGGGUCACGAGAAACGACAGAUUCGUAAGGGAGCCUGGGAAAAAAUGUUCGACCGUGUCUGAGAGAGGAAAGACGCUCAGGAGACCCUGCGCAGAGUUUUCAAUCGAAAAAGGACGCCACCGCGGCCGGACCCAUAGAAAAGGAGAGAUGUCACUGAAUCACAGAUACUACGUAACUACCGUGCCGGACGAGGGUGACCACAGUUUCAAGAUGCCAAGGGCUUCGGUGGUGCACAUGACGUCGACGGCGACGAGGCCGCAGCACAUGUCGCAGGUGUUAGCCACCCUGGCUCUGUCGAUGGGGACACUGUCGUCGGGCCUAGCGAAGGGUUACACCUCGCCGGCCUUAGAUUCUAUCCUGGACAACCAGCCCCCUCAUUUGUAUCAGUCAGCGAACGAUACCUGGUCGGCUUUCUCCGUGACGCAACAAGAAGCCUCCUGGGUCGCAUCUUUAUCGAUGCUCGGUGCAUGGUUCGGCGCUAUGAUCGGCGAUUGGAUAAUGAGAAGAGGACGUCGGCUGGCGCUGCGUUCCACAUCGAUGCCUUUGGCGGCGGUUUGGAUCUUCACGGGCAUCGCGCCUUGCGUCGAACUGGUCUACGUCACCAGCUUCAUCGGAGGACUUUGUUGUUCGGUCAUCACCAUGGUCGCUCAGGUGUACAUAUCGGAGAUCUCCAUGCCGGGUAUCAGGGGCUGCCUAUCGGCGAUGCUGAAGGUUCUCGGUCACGUCGGCGUGUUAUUGUCGUACAUAGCUGGCACGUACCUAAACUGGCGUCAAAGCGCGCUUUUGGUGGCAGUAGCGCCGUCGAUGCUCUUUCUGGGGACGUUCUUUAUACCGGAGACACCGUCGUACCUCGUCCUCAACGGGAAAGACGACGAGGCUGCGAACAGCCUGCAGUGGCUGCGCGGCGAUCACGUCGACAUAAGACACGAGCUCCAGGUGAUCAAGACGAACAUAUUGGCAUCCAGAGCGAAGCAGUACGAGCUCACGUUCAGAAACAGCAUGUUCACGCCCAGGCUGUAUAAGCCGAUCGCGAUCACGUGCGGACUGAUGUUCUUCCAGCGGUUUUCCGGCGCGAACGCGUUCAAUUAUUACGCGGUGAUCAUCUUCCGGCAGACGCUGGGCGGGAUGAACCCCCACGGAGCGACCAUCGCCAUUGGUUUCGUGCAACUGCUGGCCUCUUUGUUGUCAGGAUUUCUGAUCGACAUCGUGGGCAGGCUACCGUUACUGAUAGCCAGCACCGUGUUCAUGUCGUUGGCGUUGGCUGGUUUCGGCAGUUACGCGUACUACAUGUCCCAGACGCAGAAUCUAGGGUAUCCAGACACCGCGGUGGUCGGUCAACACGACUGGAUACCGUUGCUCUGCGUGCUCGUCUUCACGACUGCUCUGGCUCUGGGCAUAUCGCCAAUUUCGUGGUUAUUGAUUGGCGAGCUCUUUCCCCUGGAGUAUCGCGGCCUCGGCUCGAGUAUCAGCACGAGUUUCAGCUACUUCUGCGCGUUCGUCGGGAUUAAACUCUUCAUGGAUUUUCAGCAGACGCUGGGACUGCACGGCGCCUUCUGGUUCUACGCGGCGGUGGCGGUGUGCGGGCUGUGCUUCGUCGUCUGCUGCGUCCCGGAAACGAAAGGCAAACAACUGGACGAGAUGAACCCGGACUACGCGCAGGCUCGGUAGUAUAAGGCCUCGUUGACAGGUGGCCUGUCAAAUUUGGAGAAGGCGAACAAGCCCUUACCGGGCGGAGCCUAUCCCAACCAACACGAUCCGCGGGAUCUGUACAAUGGGAGGGCCGCCAGGGACUCGCAGCCAGCGAGCUCCUAUCAAACGACCGGCCGAAGCGGUCGCAAGCUGUCCGAUUACUGCAGCAUCUUCGCCGAGAAGACGAACAGGAUCGGCAGGAACGUGGGCAACUUCAUCCACUCUCGCGGCUUCUUCGCGGGCCGCUGGUCCACCGACGAGGGUAGCAAUCCGGAGGCGGCGGUGGCGGCGGCGGCGCACAGAAGCAACGGCAACGCGAUCCGAACCGACUAUCGGCUGCCGGAUCAGCUGGAAGACAGAGGAAACGGGCGCGAUGCGAGCCGCAACCGCUACGCUCUGCCGGAGAGGAAUCACCGCGACAGAUCCGUCUACCCGAAGAGCGUGUACCCCCAAGCGAGAAGCGCCGACGCGAAUUACGUGGAUCGUAGCGCGGAGACGCAACCGAGGCGACCGAGGCGGCGCGAGUUAAUGGACGCCUACCAGGAUCUGGACACCUGGCCGGCCGGACCAAGCGACUUAAGCGGCUCGAAGCCGAUCGCCAGGAACGGCAUUAGUCACGGCAGGGCCGAAAGGUUCUACAGCUCCACCCUGCCCAGGCGGAGCAGGACUAUCAAUUUCAGGGAUCAGCCGGGCUCCCUGGAAUCCCGGCGCGGCUAUCCGAAGAGCCUCCAAGAUCUCUCCGACCUGGAGCUGGACGACGGUAUCCGGGAUCAUCGGGGCACGCCCUCUUUCCUGUCGGCCGACAGAACGUGGCGGGACGACAGAACGGAAGAGGAGAGGAUAGAGGGUAAUCGGCGACGAAAGCUUCAUCGCGAGGAGCAACUGGAAGACGACUAUCUGAGACUGUACAGGAGCCUCUCGAGGCUGGACAAAUAUUCCCCGGGUGGGAGGUACGAGCCGGGACAGGUGCACUACGAGAGAGAGUGCCGGACAUUCGGCAAGGACACCGUCGCGUUCAUUUAUUAUAAAACUUGUUACUUGUGAUGCACGAGGACGGGUGACAGGAUCGAUGGCCGGGAUCGGAUCGUCGCGAUGCCGCCACGGCUAACGAGGACGUUGAUCCUGAUCGGUGACUCGGUCCUCCGUAACCUCGGUGUUCCGAUGCGUGCGAUCGAUAUUCGGUUCUGUCGAAUCGGUGUGUCGUGUCUCGUGACCAGUAUAGCGUAGUUACGGGUUUCCUCGAGAUGUCUCUCCUUUAGAAUUCACUCGAUUCUGCUGUCGUUUCUUUGCUGCGUCGAGAGAGGAAACGGGGAAAGAGGGGACGAAGUCUUGAUUUCUGCCGAGAGAAGAUCUCAUUAGCGGUGACUUUAGGUUGCUAAGUUCCUUGAAGAUCGAUCCGGGGACCGGUUCGAUCGGCGAGUCCGCACUCGACGACGGCAACCCGUUAUCGAUAUAUAUAUAUACAUAUAUUAUAUAUCGUUGAUCGAAGAUCGGGUAAUUGAUCGGUUGGUAUAGUUUCAGGAUUAUUAUUCCAAGCGACAUUCUAAAGGCUCGUAAUCAAAAGUGUACAAUUUCUGAUAUCCAUUUAGCGUCUAGGUAGAGGGUAACUUGGUAAGCGUGCAGCGACAAGAUCGACGUUCGUUUUCUGUCUGACCAGUUUCUCUGCUCAUAACGUGCUCGUCGCGCGAGCCGUCGACGGGCCACGAUCUCUCCUUUUAGAAAGGUACAUAUACUCGACUGAACCACGCGAUUUUGUAUUAGCGAUCGUCUUCGUAUUUGCCUUGAGAACGUCGAGCCAGCGUAUUUUGACCAAGACGCGUUAUUACAUUGAAUUUAGCGUACAGCCAUGUUAUUUUCCGGGAGUCGGCCGUCGGAACGAACACCUGCGGACUGUAUACACACGCAGGGUGUCCCGAAAGUGAUGACACCGAUGAGAACCGUGAACGGCGAACCGUCGGAAACGCGGAAUAUCAUUUUCUCUUUCUGGGAAAUCGAAAUCGAAAACUUGUUCGACGCGCCGAUUAUUAGACAGAAUAGGGUGACAUGGGCAAAGAGGAUAUAUCGUUCUAAAAUUAUUCUAAUCGUUCUGAUCAUUAUAUUCUAUUGAACUACAAGAUUACGUCUGUUUUCCUUUUUUUCAAAGAAAAUACGAAACCUUGUUCGUUUUCUAAAUUCUUUUCUAUCUUAUCGGAUGCUGCUACGAGAUUAUUGUCCCAAGCUAGUUACGUUCGUUUUCUUGCAAUGGCAAUUUUCCGAUCUUCGUAUUUUAAACUAGCAUACUUAACUUCCCACGCGGAACGACAAAAUAACGUGAAUAACGAAUAUCAUGAAUCGGUGAAGCGGUAGAUUCUUCGUUAUCCCAGUCAUUUAUUUCUCACGUUCGACCAUGCCACUCUAUCUCUCGAAGCGCCAUAAAACAAGUUUCCGAACCAGACUUUCCCAGAAACAAGACUUGAAAUGAUCAUCUAUUCGCGUCACCAGUUAGGGGUACACCGUGUACAUCCGCGCUCGAAAGGGCCCUUCUCGUCGGGACUAAAACGAACGCUCUUCCGUGCAACGUGCCUUCUCAGAGAGCACGAAACAACUUCUAGGCGUGCCGGUGUCGCCGGCACGUCAUUGUACAUACACGAAAACGAGGGGAGGACAGCGUGUAGCUAGUCGUAAAACACUUAGAAAUAGGCUCGAUAGACUGAUCCGUCGUUGAUCGUCGACGUUUCUCUCGGAGUGUCCGCGAUGCGACCUGACGAUGCAGCUUUGCGGCGCAAUUUUGCGGUGCAGCUUUGCGAUGCAGCAGGUUCGCGGAACAACGCGUGCUGGGAUCUCGACACGGGACAAUACGCGAAUAGAGAGAAAGAGAAGAAGAGAGAGAGAGAGAGAGAGAGAGAGAGAGAG